AUGGGUUCCGGCAACAGCAAACCCGCCGAACGUGUUUUCGAUGGCAGCGAAACUCCGACAAACAGCACCCGGGAAAAGUCGUUAGAAAUCCAGGUCCAAUCCCGCGUUGAGAGCGAAUUGCAGCGUCUGCAUUCGCGGGAGUCCCAGAUUCUGGUUGAUCUGGAGAGUAGGCUCUCCGAGAGCGAUAAGGAUGGGGAUACGAAGGGGUUAAGUAGGGAGCAGGUGCAGGCCGAGAUCGAUGCGCUGAAAGAGAGGUUGGAGCGCAUGCCUAGGAUGAUCAAAAUUGAUGGCGAGGUGGAGAGGGCGAGGGGGGAGGUUGUCAAGUGCUUGAGAUUGAAUGAUCGGACACCGUUAGAUUGUUACAAAGAAGUGGAGGAGUUCAAAAACCAGACUAGACGGAUGGAAAAAGAAUUCGUUGUCCGGACCGUGGGAAGGGACUACCCGUGAAAGGGAGCUGAUUGGUUUAGGGAGGGAUUUUUUGCAACUACGGUAGAUCUGGUGAUGGGAUAGUUUAGGUUGUUAGUGGGCGCCUGCAUUAUUGGUUUUGCUCAUAGGAUGGUAUCUCUAUUUGGUACUAGAAGCUAUGAUACCUCCCUCAAGGCCCACCUGGAGGAUAAAAUAAAUGGAUAGAUUUCGGAUGUCAAUUCCGUUUCGGCGGUGCAAGAGUGAGCUUUGUUAGUCGUUUGAUUGUUUCAAGGGUCAAAUGGCCCUGCUCUCAAUAUCAUAGUUCCACCUCGCAAUAGGAGCCCUCAUUUUACCCUCCGAAAUAUCUUGGUUCGAGGGCGGCAAUUCUAGCAAACUCACGAGAGCGGAGGGCACGGCUGGGU
Messenger RNA from Tuber melanosporum (Perigord truffle), 827 nucleotides. RefSeq lists its product as uncharacterized. NCBI's taxonomy places the organism in Eukaryota, Fungi, Ascomycota, Pezizomycetes, Pezizales, Tuberaceae. The transcript is spliced from 4 exons. The record is from RefSeq and is a predicted model, not a curated record. The coding region runs from base 1 to 447 and encodes 148 amino acids.